Messenger RNA from Solanum pennellii, 843 nucleotides. RefSeq lists its product as uncharacterized. The coding region runs from base 1 to 843 and encodes 280 amino acids. NCBI's taxonomy places the organism in Eukaryota, Viridiplantae, Streptophyta, Magnoliopsida, Solanales, Solanaceae. The transcript is spliced from 2 exons. The record is from RefSeq and is a predicted model, not a curated record.
AUGUAUCAUGAUGGCAAGGGUCCAAAUGUUAAAGAGAUUCAAAGAGUUAUGUAUAGUUCUUUUCAUUGUAGUCCAAGCUAUUGGAAAUGUUGGAAGGGUGGUGUGGUUACUAAGAAAAUGGUUCAAGGGACAGCAGAGAAUAGAUAUUCAUGCUUACCGACUUUUUCUUACAUGUUCGAGACACUUAAUGUUGGUUCAAGUUAUUGUCUUAUUGUAAAUGAGGAUACUUAUAGGUUUAUAUAUUAUUUCUUGGCCAUUAGUGUUUGCAUUAAGGGAUUUGCCCACAUGAGAAAGGUAAUUGCAGUUGAUGACACUCAUUUACAUGGUAAAUACGAGGGCGUGUUGUUGAGCUUUGUGGCACAAGAUACGGAGAAUUAUGUUUAUUCAAUUGCCUUUUGUGUCGUCGACAAUGAAAAUGAUGCAUCUUGGACAUUUUUCUUUGAGAAAUUGAAGGAGAUUGUGGUUGAUGAACCAGAUUUGUGUUUAUCUCAGAUAGACACAAGAGUAUCGCCAACGGCUUAUUCUUUGGAGGAGUUUGACGAUCAUUUUGUAGAAUUCAAGAACAAAUGUCCCGCGGCAGCCAUCGUCCUUGAGCAUGAUAUUUGUUUUGAGAAGUGGAGUAGGGCAUAUUUUCUUGGCAAUAGAUAUGACAUGAUGACCACGAAUAUUGCCGAGUCACUCAAUGCUAUGUUGAUAAAUGAAAGAGAGUAUCCCGUGACAUCUAUAUUUAAUUCAAUUGCUAAGAGGUUUGGAGAAUUGUUUAAGGAGAGGAAUGCAUAUAUCCUCAAAUCUAUGGGUAAUCAAAUGUCGUCGGCUGCGGAGAAAAUCGCAAGAAAAAAAUGA